AUGCUGUCGACAGCCGGCAGUCGGCGCAUCCACUCGCCGGGAUGCACGCCAGGGCUUGUCGGACCACGGUCUGGUUUAGACGUCGCCGGAAUACGGGAGAACUUGCAGCUCCUCAUCGAUCUCAGCUCGCAGCUCCCGUCCAGCACGGUUCUAUCGCCUCAGGAAUCGGGUGUCUUUCGCGACUCUUGCUCCACCCUGGCGAAGGCGUUGACUGCACAUACGCAGGGGCACGAUGGCAUACUGGCACCGCUGUCUGAUUGCGCGGGAGUACUGGAGGCAUCGGCGCCGUCAGAGCAGGCUGAAGAAUCGGAAACUGCACGGGAGGCUCCAGGAAACGACCAUGAGCUCCUGAGUAUACUGAACAGCCUGACCAAAGUAAACGAGAGCUUCCGGCAGCGGCGAAUCGAACAACGCCAGGUCUAUGAUCAGUACCAAGCGAAAUGUGAGGGAUUAUCAAAACGUAUCUCGGAGCUGGAAGAUGAAGUGGACACGCUUCAGCGUGAGACGUUCAACAACACGAUAGAGCUGGAAUGUAUGCGCGGCACUGUUUCCGGGCUAGAUUCUUGGUUAGACGAUUGGAAACGCCAGCAUGAUAGCGAGAGCCAUCAAAAUCUAGCAUUAAAAAGGCCAGCUAAAUCACGAGGCAAGCGCUCAAAGUACUUUGAGCAUCUGGACAGGCUUGAAGAGCAGAGGGAUGGCCUGAUAGAUGGACUGAGCGCGUGGAUGCGAGGGUGGAAUGAUGCGAACGACGGAUUUCGGGGCCACCCAGGAAGCUUAGAUCAGAAUCGAUAG
Molecule: messenger RNA, 792 nt
Organism: Arthroderma uncinatum
Lineage: Eukaryota; Fungi; Ascomycota; Eurotiomycetes; Onygenales; Arthrodermataceae
Exons: 2
Coding region: 1-792 (263 amino acids)
Source: RefSeq, a predicted model, not a curated record